Molecule: messenger RNA, 975 nt
Organism: Strongyloides ratti
Lineage: Eukaryota; Metazoa; Nematoda; Chromadorea; Rhabditida; Strongyloididae
Product: RNA recognition motif domain and Zinc finger, C2H2 domain and Nucleotide-binding, alpha-beta plait domain-containing protein
Exons: 2
Coding region: 1-975 (324 amino acids)
Cellular component (GO): nucleus
Molecular function (GO): RNA binding
Source: RefSeq, a predicted model, not a curated record
AUGACUGAUUCUGUUAGUAGUGCAAUUCUACAAUCUAAUCCACAAUUAUUAUCUUACAAUACCGCUUUAAAUGGUGUACCAGGAUUAAUUUCUUUGCAAGGAAGUGAAUUACUUAUGUAUCAAAACCCCAGACCUUCUGCAUAUGCCACACUUUCUAAUGCCCAUUAUUCAUUGUCACCAGAUCUUUCUACAUUACAAGUUAUUUCUAAACAAUCGAGAGAUGUCAGUUAUGAUACCUCAUCUAAUGAUCCAAUUUUACGUAGGUCAAGAGUAUUUGUGGGAUCUUUAAAUUCAAUGAUUGUAAAAAGACCUGAUUUAAUCAAUUUAUAUUCAAAUUAUGGUACUCUUCUUGGUGUUACAUUAUUUAAAAAUUAUGCAUUUCUUCAAUUUUCAUCUCCUAAUGAAGCUGAUUCAGCUGUAGCACAUACAAAUGGCUUAUUUUUUCAGGGUCAGAUUCUUGAUGUAAAAUUGGCAAUUAAAAAUAUGAAAAAUCCAUCAAGAGGUACACCAGAUACACCAAUUAUUAAGGAUGAAUCACAAUCUUUAAAACGUACUUCACCAACUCCUUCAGAAACAAGUGAUGACACUGUAUUAGAUGUUAAAAAAAGAUGUAUUGAAGGAAUUAAUGGUGAAAAUCACAUAGCAGCAACAUUAGAAGCAUCUAAUUCCAGAAUGAAUUUUUAUGACCAUGGUAUGGUUGAUACAUUAAUAUGUGGAAAAUGUCGCUAUGUUACUUCAAAUUUUACUGAUUUUCGUGAACACAGAAAACGUCCAUGUCCAAGUUUAGAAAAAUCUACCAAUAGAAAUGAAAGAUUACAAUGCACAACAUGUUGUUCUGUCUUUGAAUCUGAUUCAGAUCUCAUUAAUCACCUUUCAGUUGACCAUAAUAUGGCUCUUUAUCGUCGUUUUGAUGACCAUUCUCCAGCAUCGUUGGUUGAUGGAACAGGUGAGCUUAAAGGUGAACUUAAAGAAUAA